Pseudomassariella vexata is the source of this 3488-nucleotide messenger RNA. Its product is annotated as MCM2/3/5 family-domain-containing protein. NCBI's taxonomy places the organism in Eukaryota, Fungi, Ascomycota, Sordariomycetes, Amphisphaeriales, Pseudomassariaceae. Gene Ontology annotation, biological process: mitotic DNA replication initiation; DNA strand elongation involved in DNA replication; double-strand break repair via break-induced replication. The record is from RefSeq and is a predicted model, not a curated record. The transcript has 3 exons. The coding region runs from base 177 to 3245 and encodes 1022 amino acids. Gene Ontology annotation, molecular function: single-stranded DNA binding; single-stranded DNA helicase activity; ATP binding. Gene Ontology annotation, cellular component: nucleus; MCM complex.
GAUCUUUUCGAAUAAACGCGUCGGGCGAAAGAACCACUUUGAUUGUCUCCAGCCCAUCGCUGCCUACCCAUUUUGUUGGCCUUCGCAAUCUUUCACCUCAAACUCAACGUUGUCGCGUUAUGGUCUAAAGCACCGCGGAAUAGUUCCUUCAAUUGCACAAAGAGACCUGAUUCUCAAUGUCUUCUCCUAGUCAACGGCGCCAGUCUGGCACACCCAGACGCAGCACCCGCAACUCACAGGCGCCACAGAGCAGCCCCGCGAACGGUGAUGCCUCGUUGCAGAAUGCCAACACUCCUCGGAACACACGCUCGUCACAGCUAGCCUCAAGUCCCUUGUUUUACCAGUCUUCGCCUGCUAACGUUCAUGGCGACGUCUCCUCCCCUCUGCGACACAACACCGAGAGCCAGAGCCAGAACGCUGAUGGCGACGCCGCUCCCUCCUCUCCGUUGCGGAAUAUGACCCACUCGCAGACGACUGAAAAUGAUGGCGACCGCACACCAAGAGCUAGUGGAAUUGGUCUCAUUGGAGAGUCUUCCCCUAUUAGAUACGAGCCCAGCUCCAGUCCCGGGCGUGCUCUGAAUCUCCAGUCAGAUCUGCGCAGCGAGAGCAGCAACCUCUUCGUCGGCACAUCCGCGACCCCUCGCGCCAGACGCACUCGCCGUGGUGAUAUCAACUCGGAGGUUUUCAGCGGUGGCGCUCGUAGCGGCAGCAGGGUCAUUCUUGAUGACGCUGGUCGCGUUGUCAAGGAGGUUCACUCGGAUGCUCCCACGUUCUCCAACCUCGAUCCCAAUACCUCCGAAGCCAAUCAUCUCGCAGGACAAGACCAUGCCACUAUUUGGGGUACAACCGUCUCCAUCGACGACACAUAUGCGGCGUUCAAGGAAUUCCUCAAGAACUUCACCAAAAAAUAUCGAAUGUGGAGCGACGGCAUGUCUACUGAGCAAACCGAUGCUGAUCCCGACGCCACAACAAAGGUAUACUGGGAAGAGCUGAACAAUAUGCUUGUUCUCGGCAACAGAAUUCUCUAUGUGGAUAUUCGCGACUUCAAGCUGUACCCUCCCACUCGGAAGCUGUGGUAUCAAAUCCAGCAUUAUCCCCAGGAAAUUGUUCCCUUGAUGGAUCAGUCAGUGCACGACGUGAUGAUUGAGCUGGCACGGACUGAAAUGGCUCGGCAAAGAAGCCAGAGUAAUGGUGCUGCCGCCUCUCAGCGUGGUGCUGCUCCAAGCUCCGAUGUGCAAUUCCCAAGCUCAGAGCGAAGCGAAGAACCCGCAGCAUCGCCACGUCCCCAGCAAGGGCAGCAAGGGCCCAAUCUUGAAGAGAAGAUCAUGGACAUGACCUUCGUGACCAGGCCAUUUGGCCUUGACCAGGUCAUCAACUUGCGGGAUCUGAACCCGUCCGACAUGGACAAGCUCAUUUCGAUCAAAGGCCUCGUCAUCCGGACAACACCCGUCAUCCCAGACAUGAGACAAGCCUUCUUCCGAUGCAACGUGUGUGGUCAUUCCCUGCUCGUCGGGCUGGACCGCGGAAAGAUCAGAGAACCAACCGCUUGUCCACGGCCCCUGUGUGAUUCCAAGAAUUCGAUGCAGAUCAUUCACAACCGCUGCGAAUUUGAGGAUAAGCAGGUCAUCAAGUUGCAAGAGACACCAGAUGCAGUGCCUGCCGGGCAGACGCCUCACUCGGUUUCCGUUUGUGUCUACAACGAGUUGGUUGACUUUUGCAAAGCUGGUGACCGUGUCGAGAUCACUGGCAUAUACCGUGUCAGUCCGGUCCGAGUCAACCCGCGCAUGCGAACAGUCAAGAGUGUCUUCAAGACUUUUGUCGAUGUUGUUCACAUUGCCAAGGUCGACAAGAAGCGAAUGGGUGCUGAUGUUUCCACUUUGGACGAAGAGGCCAAUGAUCCCGACAAUAACCUCGAGGAGACGCGGCAAAUCUCCCCCGACAUGGUAGAGAAGAUUAAGGCAACCGGUGCUCGCGACGACAUCUAUGACCUCUUGUCUCGAUCUCUAGCUCCAUCUAUCUACGAGAUGGACGACGUGAAAAAGGGAAUUCUCCUGCAAAUGUUUGGAGGCACCAACAAGACCUUCCAGAAGGGAGGCAGCCCCAAGUACCGUGGAGACAUCAACGUCCUGCUCUGCGGUGACCCGUCCACUUCGAAGUCGCAACUGCUCAAGUAUGUGCACAAGAUUGCUCCUCGUGGUGUCUACACUAGCGGCAAAGGUUCUUCCGCUGUUGGUCUUACCGCCUACGUCUCUCGUGAUCCCGAAACCCGACAGCUGGUGCUCGAGUCUGGUGCUUUAGUCCUGUCUGAUGGUGGUGUCUGCUGCAUCGACGAGUUCGACAAGAUGUCCGAUUCCACUCGUUCCGUCCUCCACGAAGUCAUGGAACAACAGACCGUUUCCGUGGCCAAGGCAGGCAUUAUCACAACGUUGAACGCCAGAACUAGUAUUCUCGCAUCUGCCAACCCAAUCGGGUCUCGCUAUAACCCCGAUCUUCCUGUUCCCCAGAACAUUGAUCUGCCACCAACACUGUUGUCUCGUUUUGACCUGGUCUACCUUAUUCUUGAUCGUGUAGAUGACGUCAACGACAAAAAGCUAGCACGGCAUCUGCUGUCUAUGUAUCUGGAGGACAAGCCCGAAUCGGCAGCCUCGAACAACGAGAUCAUGGAUGUCGAAUUCCUCACAGCAUACAUUUCAUACGCCCGCGCUAAUAUCCACCCAACCAUCUCGCAAGAUGCAGCCCAGGCCCUUGUUGACAAGUACGUCGGCAUGCGCAAGCUAGGCCAGGACGUCCGCGCGGCCGAGAAGCGCAUCACCGCCACGACGCGACAACUGGAAUCCAUGAUCCGUCUCGCCGAAGCACACGCGAAAAUGCGCCUCUCAUCGACCGUCACCACGGGCGAUGUGCUCGAGGCCCACCGUCUGAUCCAGUCGGCGCUCCAGACGGCUGCCACUGACUCCCAAGGCAGGAUCGACAUGAGUCUCCUGACCGAGGGCACCAGCUCGGCGGACCGCAAGCGCAAGGAGGAGCUGAAGACGGCUGUUUUCAUUCUGCUAGAUGAGCUAACGAGCGGGGGCCAGAGUGUCAGAUGGAGCGAUGUGGGCAGGCGACUGAGCGAAGGUGCCAGUGUUGCCGUUGACCCUACCGAGUUCUCGGAGGCGAUGCGCGCACUCGAGAUGGAAGGCGCUAUUAUGAUUACUGGCGAUGGUGCGAGGAGGAGUGUCAGGAGAUUGACUGGCGUCGCUUAGUUUGACUGUCAACUUGUGUAUGGAAAGCAUUUGAGGAGUGACAUGAUGAGAGCAUGAAAUGUUGGGUUAGGAUAUGGAUUGGCUGGUAUGCGAGUGUUACCCCUGAGGAUGUCGGGCGGGGGUGUUUAUGAUUGGACUUCGUUAAGUACUGAGAACUAGAACGAGAUGAUGACGGACAGAAUACUUAAGCAAUCGCUAUAGAUAAAGUGCACUGAAUUAUUACCAUCCCCUUGGAUAACAGAG